GGACGAUCUGAAAUUCUUUGUAUUCGGGUUUGGUCGACGCGUAUGCCCCGGUCAACACCUCGCGACCAGGUAAAAGUUUCCUUCCAAGUACAUGAUCAUCCGAGUUUAUUUCGACUGCUAUAGAUCAAUUUUCAUAAACUCGGCCCUCGUUCUUUGGGCCUUCCAGCUGAAUCGGAAUCCUACGAAGCCGCUGGAUGAUAUGGGGUUUAUGACGGGACAUGCCCAGCCCGGCACUAUUGAUUUUAAGACAAGGAUUCCGGAGACGGAGCUCAGGCACAUGAUGCAGAAUUAUCCUGAGCCUUGAAACUUAGGGAUCUACCACGUAGUCCUCUAGGCAUCAAUUUUACAAUGUACGAGUGAUGUUGUGUAUUAUAAUUGACCAUUCAGGGCAGCCGGUCUGCCAUACAACCCCA
This is a messenger RNA of Suillus paluster, 413 nucleotides long. RefSeq lists its product as uncharacterized. Lineage: Eukaryota; Fungi; Basidiomycota; Agaricomycetes; Boletales; Suillaceae. The coding region runs from base 92 to 304 and encodes 70 amino acids. The record is from RefSeq and is a predicted model, not a curated record. The transcript is spliced from 2 exons.